UUAAAAUUUGUGUUUUCAUAACAAAUAUUCGCGCACGUUUGCAACCCCAAAAAGACCAUUUUUACUUUUGAAUAACGGCGCGAAUGUAUCAAUUUUUUGCGAUAAGUGAAAUUUUGCGUUUGUUUUCUCUGCAUUUAAUUAAAUUAAAUAAAACAAGUUUUUAAUUACAAAAUCCUCUUCUUUUAUUACUUUAAAAAUAUUUUUGAUAUGGAUUUUGAAGAAGCAAAGGAAAACAUACAACCUUUAGCCUCAGGACGAGACGCUAGUUUGUUACAAGCUUCGUUGCGGUUAGAGGCACAAGAAUUGUUGGCACAACGCCGUCAGAUGGAAGACAAUAUACAUAAUUAUGAAGGAGAUGACCCACUUGAGGCGUGGUACUCGUAUAUAAGUUGGAUCGAGCAAUGCUUCCCGUCCGGCGGUAAAGAAUCAGGAUUGGAAGAAGUUCUAACAAAAUGUCUGACACAUUUUGAAAAUGAUGAACGCUAUUACCAAGACAGGAGAAUGAUAAAACUUUAUAUCAAAUUCAUCAGCAGCCAUAAGAAUUCUAUUGAAAGUUACCAACAACUUUUUAAUGCGGGCAUUGGUACAAUGGUUUCGGACUUUUAUAUAAGCUGGGCUUAUUGCUAUGACUUGGUGGGGAAUACACGAAAAGCUGAUGAAAUAUUUAAACAAGGCGUUGCCUGUAGAGCUCAACCUCUAGAUGAGUUGAAAGAAGCGCAGCAACAUUUCGGUUUCUCUGUGGCGCAAAGAUAUAUUUAUGGUGACGAUGAAUGUGCUAAAGAUAGUGUCAAUCGACAGCUUGAAGAACGCCGUUUGGCACUGACUUCUCUACGUGGAUAUAGCCGUAAAGCAAAGGUUGGAAGUAUAAGAACAGGUGCAGCAGUUAAAAACUAUGUACCUGGUACCAUUCAAACUGAUUCUUCUUUGGUGGUAAAACGUUCUAAUGCUCCCGUAAAAGUUUUCAGUGACGAAAAUGAACAGCGCAACGUUCUACCUAAAGUAGCCGAAGAACAGAACGCCACUGCACCUGAGGAAAGUAAGUCUGUAAUUCGUACCAUAAUUGAGUCCGUACGAAGCCAGGAAAAUAAUAUAGAGCCUGGACCGUGGAAUAAAGCACACGAUAAAAAGAAGCGUGGCAAAUUAUUUACAAAAACUCAUGAACCAGGCUUUAAUAUACAUGAAGAUCAAUCAAAUGACAACGAAUUAAUUGAGAAGAUUUCAACAAUACAGCUAACAGAUGAUGAAAAAAACAUUGAGAAGCCAUUUAAAUACUAUCCAAAUUUUGCAAUCAAAAACAAGCCGCAAGAAAUUUGGAGUACCCCAGUCACGACAGAAGAAGAGCCGAAUGCAAGGUCUUAUCCUCAAUAUAAUAAAUGCAUGUUAUAUCCACGUGCUAAUAUGGAAUUUCAGUUAGAAGAACUCAUGGCCUAUAAUUGGUAUAAGCGACGAAAUAUAUCCAAUGCAUUCACGAAUCAGCGUGACAUAUUUUGGGACAGUCACAAUAUUAAUGUGAGUAUACGUAAAUAUCCAAACUUUGCCUCACACUCGCGUCCUCAAGAAUUGGGAUUGCUAGACUCAUACUUUGAACCACCUAAAAUUAAAUUGGUUGUGUCUUUUCAUAAAAUAUAUAACUCAAAAACUAAAACAGAAUAUCAAUUCGAAGAAUUGUUAGCCAUUAAAUUUAUGGAGAAAUGUAACAAUACAGUGUGUAUAGUCACAGACAUGGAUGAAACCAUAUGUCAAUCAGCUGUAAAAGCUCCACGACGUAAGAGUUUCUUUCCAACACGCCAUUCGAUUGCUGUAAAAAAUAGUGUUAAAGCUCCACCUUCUCCAAUCAAAGAAACGAACUCUACAAUAUUUGUGGAAGACCUAGUACAAACUAACUCUGCAGAAAUUGAUGUUGAUGCUGUUAAAACACAAUCUAAUACUGCUGUUUCUAUUGUACCACAUAUUAAUCAGAAUCUCCCUAGCGUUAACAUGCCAAAUACAAAAACACAAGAAGUUCCAAAUAUAGCUGAAUUAGAAGAACCUGUUAAUGGUGGUAUGUCUCAGCAAAAAUUUCAACCUUUCGAAAUCUAUGAGGAUCCAACCACCUCCAUUAAUUUUAAAUUUAAAAGACCAGCUCUACGUGGAAAACCCACAAAGCCAGUACUAGAUAUAUUAACAGUUGUUCCUCCACCACAAGUGGAAAAAGUAGAACCAGUAGGCUUUUUUGAUGCAGAUGAAACUUGCUCAACUCAAACAUUUAACAUAUUUUUAAAAUCACAAUCUGCCAGCACACCUAAAGUACCUAUUAAAACUACACAACGUCACUUCGGUACCACUUUAAAGGAAACUGCUAAGCCUGUUUCAGCAGCGGAACCAGAAGAACAUGAAACAAUAUUAAAUGAAAUGCCCACACAUACAAACGAAGUAUGUACCCAAAGCAAUAAUGCACCCAUCUCAGCAAUUCCGGCUGUACUACAGUACUCUCCAACACUUCAAAAACAACUCUCUACAAUAUUGGAAACGUCAGAGCACGGCACUACUCAAGGAACACAUUCCACUGGUACAUCAACCAAAUCGACAAUAAGUUCGCCAGAUUUUGAGAACGAAAAUCAACCAAACACAGCAACACGGCCGCUUCACACAGACUUGGAAACGGUUUUCGAACGAUCUCAAGAAGUAUCUGGAACCAAUUCCAAGGAAAAUAUUUUAUUGUCAAAUGUGAAUUUAGACACUAAAAGCAUUUCAUCAACAACAACAACAAAUAAGCACCCCGCAAUUGAAAACAUCGACUAUAAGCAAUCAAAAUACUCACCAAGCAAGGUACCAACAACACCUGCUGCAACAAGACUUCAUAACUUAAGAAGUAAUGUGUCCGUGCUUGACGAGUUUGCGGAAGAGUGCGAAAUCAAAGAAGCAGGCAAUUUCUCCAGAUUGAUGCAAUGUGAAGACACAGCACCGAAUAUUGCGAUGCGUACGGUGCGUUUCCAAGAUGACAAAACGGAAACUGUACCUACGUUGUUGGUAUCAGCACCGAACCGAGUUCAAUUUCAAGAAGACAAAACUGAAACUAUCUCUAAAAUGUUGAUUCAACCUGUCGCUACUGAUCAGAAACCAGAAGAAGAUAAGCUAAAUAAUUCAUUACAAAUGAUAUUCUUACCUCCCAAACCGAUACGAUUUGAAGACGAGUACACCGAAACCAUGCCUAAAUUAAUGUUUAAAUCGCAUGAUACCAACAACGCUAGCAUUGAUGAUUCAUUUCAGUUUUUCGUUAAAACACCUCCGGCCAUUGAAAAAUCGUUAGUAAAACAAAAUCAACAACUUGGAAUUACAAAACAAAUCUCUACCGUAAAACAUCCAUCCCCCUUGGUUCCAAAAUCGAAACGAUUUUGCGAUAUUGACACACCUGAGGUACAAACUAAUUUAAUGUUUGCUCAAAAGCCCAAGGAGAACACGAAAAAAACUAUGCUGCUAUUUGAGGAUGAAAUAAGUGAUAAAAGCAUGAAAUUACCUAAAGAUGCACUCCUCUCCUUUCGAAAAUCGUCCAAUAUAUCAUCAAAAAAUAUUUUAGAAGACUCAUUCCUACCUGACUUUUCUAUAAUUGCGGAAACACAGCCGAAGUUAGUUCAAAACAAGGAUAAACUGCUAAUUGGAUCAAGUCAUCGAACUGAAAUAACUAAACCUGAACAAGACGAUUCUCUUUUAUCCAACCUUUCAUUUAUUUCAGAAACACAACCAACAGCAAAUCCACAAAAGGAAAACACAAAAAACGAAAUUUCAGAAACACAACCAACAGCAAAUCCACAAAAGGAAAACACAAAAAACGAAAAAUCAGAAGCAGCCAAUUUAACAGGAGCUACAACGAAUAUAUCAGUUAAAAGAAUUGGUGCAAACAUCAGUGCAAACCAACACCAAGUGGACAACACAAAUCGGAAACAUGAAACAAUUGUUUCUGGAGAUUCUUUCAUGCACGACUUUUCCAUCGGGGAUAAUAGACCAUUACAAGUCUCUACAAAGUCUCAGAAUAUAUCGAAUUCAUUCUUCCAUUUAAACAAAUCAGAAACGAAAGACUCGAAUGCAAGCUCAUUUAUUAAACCGAAAUCACAGCUUCAGUUCCGAAAUACACAAAAUAAUACUCAUGAAAUGCAGGAUUUGUCAGUAGUUUUAAACUCUCAGCCACAGAAAGAAAACCUCAAAGCCUUCAGCUCUGGAGGUAGUACGUUGAAAUUUUUGAGCAAACCUUCACCAAAAGUUCCGACAAAAACAAAUUACGAAAACUCCCAGAGUAAUUUAAAUUUUUUAGAAAAACCUAAGACAGAUCUUAAUUCAGAGUGUAAGGAACCACAAAAACAAACUUCAAAAAAUAGUGAUUUGGAUGAUUUUUUCGAGCUGAACGCAGAAACUGCAUUAUUCUCAACGAAUAUAAGCUUAAUUAAAAACUCUACUUUGGUUUCGAAUUAUCCGCAAAAGACUACACUAGAACAAACUCAUGAGAUUAGAAGGCAAGUAACGCAAGACUGCAAAAAAUCUAAGCAGAGCUUUUUAAAGCAACCGUCAUCAUUUGUACAAGAUACAGUUGGCAAUAGAUCGAAUUUAAACGCAACAGAAAAAUCCCCAGCGGAAAAGCAUCGGACAUCGACUGCAUCCACAAAUAAACCUGCUACAAAUUACGAAAACGCCGCUAGCGCUUUGGGAAUAGGUGACUAUUUCAAUAAGGAGAAACUCAACUUAAGUAAUGAAUAUGACGAUGAAAUGAGUAUUUACUUCAAGAAUACACCCAGAACUCCCAAAAAUACCGUACAUGUAUGGAGAGAUUCUUUGGAUAAGUCUGAUAAUAAUUCCUUUGUACACCGGCAAUGCGAUCUAAAUCAAACCAAUCAGCUGGUGGAAAGGUUUUGUGUAGAUCCGAAUGUUAAUCCUUUUAAUGUGGAAUUAAUAAACGCUUUUCUAGAUCAAAUUGAUUUAAUAACGUUUUUAAAAGACUUGCAAACUUGUAGAAUGGUAGGUUGUGUCCCCUGCAUAAAACCAAACACAACGAUUGAAAUCAAUGGCGUUCAUUUUCAAAUUUCGAAACUUAUCGGUGAAGGAGCAUAUGGCGCUGUGUAUAAGGGUAUUGACACUAAAACUGGUGAUAAAUAUGCGCUUAAACAGGAACGGCCACCAAACUACUGGGAAUAUUAUAUUUGCUUGGAGCUACAAAGUCGUAUUACAUCAGAAAAUAUGUUAAAUGCGUACAUGAAGAUUGAAUUUUCUCUAAUCGGCAAUAACUCAAGUGUAUUAGUAUCCAAAUUUUCGGACUAUGGUUCACUGAUAAAUGUUUGCAAUAAAGUUAAAAAGUCAACUAUGAAAAAUGUGGACGAGUAUGUAGUGAUGUACCUGACAUGUGAACUUUUGGAAAUCAUGGAUCACCUGCACGCUGCUAACAUCAUCCACGCAGAUAUUAAACCUGAUAAUAUACUGUUAAUGAAUAAGUUGACAUAUCCAGCGAAGCAAUGUUGCCUGCAACUGAUCGACUUUGGUGUUUCGAUCGAUAUGCAGCUUUUUAAACCUGGGCAGACAUUCAGUUAUGUGCACAAUAAUAAUGCAUUCAAUUGUGUGGAAAUGCGUGACAAACGUCCAUGGACUUAUCAAUUGGAUUUGUAUGGCUUAGCGGGAGUGAUACAUGUAUUGCUCUUUGGUAAAUAUAUGGAAGUAGAAAAACGAUCCGAUUAUAUCUGGAUGCAUAAAACGCAUGUGCCGCGUUAUUUCAAUAAAAUCUUAUGGGAAACUAUCUUCAGGGAACUGCUGAACGUGCGCGAUUGCAACUCAAUGCCUAACUUGCAACAAUUACGUGCAAUUAUUAAGAGGGAAAUAAUAGAAAAGGAGAAGUUUGUUAUCAAUAAAAUAGCAGAGUUCAACAAAGCAUUAUCUUCAUAAAAUUUAAAACCGUACAUAUAUUAAUAUAAUUUAUUAUUUUCAUUAAUUAAUCAUUUAUAGAUUUUUGCAUGUUA
Molecule: messenger RNA, 5975 nt
Organism: Teleopsis dalmanni
Lineage: Eukaryota; Metazoa; Arthropoda; Insecta; Diptera; Diopsidae
Exons: 6
Coding region: 208-5901 (1897 amino acids)
Biological process (GO): meiotic sister chromatid cohesion, centromeric; protein phosphorylation; mitotic spindle assembly checkpoint signaling
Molecular function (GO): ATP binding; protein kinase activity
Source: RefSeq, a predicted model, not a curated record